GGGUUCUGAGUUGGAGGAUAUAAGAAGAGCUGCGCAAUGACAACAGUAGACCAGAAACACAAGCAGGACAAAGCGCUUCGAAGAAAGGAGACAUAUUAACGCAACAAGGAUUUUUAAAAAUAUUUAUUUAAGUCAACGUCAUCAAGUGAGGAUGCCUUUCCUCGGACAGGACUGGAGGUCACCGGGUCAGAGUUGGGUAAAAACCGAAGAGGGAUGGAAAAAGACAACAGCAGACGACAAAAACAACAAUGUCUCCGUGGAGAGCUUCUGCAAAGCCGAGGAGGAGGAGUGUUUCAACAAGGAGAACCUGCUGCUCUCUCUCAGCUACGACAUGGCUGCCAAGAAGAGGAAAAAAGACCUAAUGAACAACAACAGCAAGGUCCCCUAUUUCCACCGGGAAAAGUGGAUUUAUGUUCAUAAAGGAAGCACCAAGGAGCGCCACGGAUAUUGUACACUGGGAGAGGCCUUCAACCGCUUAGAUUUCUGCAGCGCCAUCAAGGACACGAGGAGAUUUAAUUACGUCGUCAGACUCCUGGAGCUUAUCGCCAAGUCCCAGCUCCCCUCGCUCAGUGGAGUGGCGCAGAAAAACUACAUGAAUAUUCUGGAGAGAGUGGUACAGAAAGUCCUUGACGACCAGCAGAAUGUCCGUCCAAUCAAGGAGCUGCUGCAGACACUCUACGUCUCGCUGUGCGGUCUUGUUCAGGACAUGGGCAAGUCUGUGCUUGUGGGGAACAUCAACAUGUGGGUGCACCGCAUGGAGAACAUCCUGCAGUGGCAGCAACGGCUGGACAACAUCCAGAUCAACAGGCCUCUGUCUACAGGCAUGACUCUGACUGACCUUCCUGCCAGCCUGCAGCUGAACAUCAUGGAGCGGCUGUCUGAUGGCAGGGACCUGGUCAGCCUGGGCCAGGUCUGUCCUGAAUUGGGGGCCCUUACUGAGGACCGGCUGCUCUGGAAGAGACUCUGCCAGUACCACUUCACAGACAGACAGAUUCGAAAGCGUCUGAUGGUGUCAGAUAAAGGUCACCUGGAGUGGAAGAAGAUGUACUUUAAGCUGAGCCGCUGCUAUCCUCACAGAGAGCAAUACAGCGACACCCUGCACUUCUGCACACACUGUCACAUCCUUUUCUGGAAGGACACAAACCAUCCCUGCACAGCCAACAACCCAGAAAGCUGCACUAUGGCCCUCUCCCCUCAAGACUUUAUUAACCUUUUCAAGUUCUGAUCCCCUCCCCAAAUCCAGAUGAUCUGACUGUAAAUACUGUACAUAGAAAUGUACAAUAUUGUUUUUGUUUUGAUAGCACAAUCAAUUCCUGGAUGUAUAUAUAGAUGAGGUAUGACUGGAGGGCGCUCAGGCAGUGGGACAAUUAUGCAAUCGAGUUACUUUUUUUGAAAGAGUGCAGAGGCUUCUGUGAGAGUUCACUGUUGAAAGAGAGCGAAUGUGACAGAGAGGGAAAGAAAUGUAGGAACAGUCGGCCUGUGGACGGAAGAGGGGAGAGCAGUGGAAACACUCAGCUCAGUGAGAUCUUAGUUUAAUGAGGUUUUGAGUUCACACCUCCAAAGUAAACACACCUCUUAACUGUAGCUAUGUGCAUUUUUUCCCCUUAAUUUGAAUAAUUUGGUUUUCUUUUAUUUUUGGCUCUAAAAGUCAUUGUUCUUUUCAACAGGAAAGUAGGAAAAUGAUUCAAAUUUUGAGUUAAUGUUUGAAAUAGUGAUUUGUUUGAUAUAGUAGUACAAGGCCUGCUCACAUGAGGGGGGUUGCUAUGUGUUUUAUAUGCUCAGAUGAAGUUUGCAAUGUUUUUUUUGGCACUGGGAUGGAGAUGCUGCAGUACCUAAGAGUUAAUGAAUGUUAGCAAGGGAGUGUUGACACACCAUAGUAUCUUUUCUAUUUUGCGUUGUUCUUUUUCACUUUUAUAAAGAUUUAAUACGACUUUUUUUUUUUUAAUAUUGUGUGUGUUCAUUUUCUGCUGUGGCUGCUAUAGCAACAGCAUCUGAGUGCAGUAUUACCAAAGAUUGUAAUCAAAGGAACUAUAAAAAAUGGUGUGUGUGCCUUAUCGUGAAACUUGAAACCGGUACAGCUUAAUCCUUGUUUGCAAUGUUUUCAGAUCCUGAUGCUGUUAUUAUCAUCAUCGUUAUCAUCAACAUCAUCAUCAAAUGUCUUGUUUUACAGAAGAGUGGUAAUCAAGAUGUGAGGCUUUGAUUCCAAAGUUGACUGUUUUGAAACAUCUUACUUUUCUUUAACCUCAUGCAUGUUUUUUUUUUUUUUUUAAAACACGUUGCUGAUUGUGUUUACUUAUUUAUUUAUUCUGAUUCUGGCAAUUAGCUCAAAUUGCACUAUUGGGUUUGCAAGAAUGGAAAUAUUGGUACAAAAUGCAAUUUGACCCAGACUUUCCUCUUAUCACUGCUCAGACAGUGAGGAAUGGUGUACAUGCUAUGCAAUGCGUUCUGUUUAUGUUCUGUUGAAUAAAUAAAAGAAAAUAAGCAAAUAA
Molecule: messenger RNA, 2489 nt
Organism: Thunnus maccoyii (southern bluefin tuna)
Lineage: Eukaryota; Metazoa; Chordata; Actinopteri; Scombriformes; Scombridae
Gene: fbxo32
Product: F-box protein 32
Exons: 9
Coding region: 152-1225 (357 amino acids)
Biological process (GO): protein ubiquitination
Cellular component (GO): nucleus; cytoplasm; SCF ubiquitin ligase complex
Molecular function (GO): protein binding
Source: RefSeq, a predicted model, not a curated record